AUGACAGCGGUUGGGCAGGUUCUUGCUUUUGCACUUCGAGCAAUAAGGACCAUCCCCCAUGAUCAAAGAUGGAAAGACUGGGCCGCGAGUCAAUUGGAUAUGUGGGUGAUUACAGAAGAAGAUUUACAUUCACCAACGCCGGAAAAUGAUGAGAAGCCCCCAACACCAUACAGGCCCCUGAAAAGUGCUCGGAACUUUGUCAAGAAAAGCCCUGUCCGCACCCGAUCAAAGGCCGCGCGGUCAACCUGCAAACCGACAUCUUUAUUGCAGAAUAGCAGUGGGGAAGAUGACAAUGAUAGCGAGUCUGACACAAAUCAUCCUAGCAAAAGACCUCGACGUCCUGCGGAUGUCAUGGUUGUGGUACCUCCGCCACCUAACCGGGUAUCAUCUUACAAGGGCCCCGUCUGUAAGGAUGGAACUCGGCGAUAUUGCACUCAGAAGUGCUUGCUUGGUCUCUUGAAUGGUGGGCCGCUGGAUAGGGCCUGUCCAAAUGCCAAAGAACAUGGGACAGAAGUCCAUAAGAUCAACCAUACCACUUUCCUCUCCCUCCUCAUGGCACAGAUACUACAAGAAAUAAAAGAUCCUUGGUCCCAGCCUCUGGGUUGCGAAUCGCUGCAUAGGCACGGUUCUCGUGGUGCACUCUUUGAAGUUAUUCUUUUUCAAUAUGGGUACACUCUGGUAGGAAAAGGUUUUCCUCUGGAGUUUGGUCCCUACCUCAGGCAUGAAAAAGGCACUCUACGACCACUUGCAGCCGAUCCAAGGUGUACAUAUUCCUACAUUCCCCACCUUUUACUUCUCGCCCACGCAGGCACUGAAAUUUCAAAAUGUAAUGUUGCAGAGACUCAAAUUGUGUCUGCAGUAUCGGAGGCAUUGCAGGCCGUUCAUGCGCUGGGUGUACUCCACUGUGAUGCGGAAGAAAGAAAUAUGUUUUGGAGUGAGGAAGGUGAGAAUGUGCUGGUAAUUGAUUUUGAAAGAGCAAAGAUUCUUCGCCGUGAACGAGCGCCUUUAGAAAACACAUCACCGAACCAGAAGAGAAAGAGGGGGUCCAAGAGUAUGGGUGGAGAAACAGAGCUGGCUGUGAGACAAAAGCGGAUUGACGCUAAAUUCGAGAGAGAGCUUCAGGAGACGGUGCGAUCCUUGAAUACAUACAGUGCUACGCAAAAAGUUUGA
This is a messenger RNA of Histoplasma mississippiense, 1170 nucleotides long. RefSeq lists its product with no specific name. Lineage: Eukaryota; Fungi; Ascomycota; Eurotiomycetes; Onygenales; Ajellomycetaceae. The coding region runs from base 1 to 1170 and encodes 389 amino acids. The transcript is spliced from 2 exons. The record is from RefSeq and is a predicted model, not a curated record.